UGGGCUUCUCCAUGGCACGAGAUAACUGCAUGACUGCCUGAGCUAUAUGCUACAAAGCUAUUCCGCUUGCUCGGCCAACACUCGUUCCAGGAGCAUGAUUUCACGCUUGAGAAGUCUAGUGCUUCCAGCUAGAGGCCUCUAUGCUAGACCGAGCGCCGCCUUCACCCAUCAGGUGCUCGUGAACACAGAAACCAGGAGGAGCUUCAAUGUGCUAUCCUCAACAGACGCGGAGCUGACCAAAAGGAGAAAGAGGCUUGCUUGGCGGGCCAAGAGCCGAGGAUGGUUGGAGUUAGAUGUGCUCAUGGGCACUUUUGUGGAGAAGCACAUCACAGAUUUUGAUGAGCACAAGCUGGACUUGCUAGAAGAGGUGUUGGAGCUUGAAAACCCGGACCUUUUCAAGUGGUUUACAAAGCAGGCGUCUGUGCCAGAUGAGCUCCUCAAGGAGAAUGAAGUGAUGCAGUUGAUGAUGGAGUAUGUCAAAGCUGAUCACUCCGGUGAGUUCACCAUCAAAUGACCUUAAAGCCUCUUGGAUAGACAGACUUCAAGCCUUACAGGCUGAUUUUGGCCGUGUGGAUUGGGUGCCUCUUGUUGCAUUUGUUUCGCCACUGUACAGAGUUUCCCUCGGAUUUUCUGCCACUGCUGGCACCAAACACUCGCAGGUGCGUUGGGGGCCUUCGGGGCAAUCUGUUUGACAAAAGGUAAGAAGGGCGGCAGCAACUGGUGGUACAGGCUUUCGGAGGUGACUUUUGGAGGUCGAAGGAGUGCCGCUAAGCUUUGUUCGUGGAUAUUGCUGCUGUUUGGCUUCAGCAGAGCAUGAUCGGGUUCUGACUAGGGUGC
Durusdinium trenchii is the source of this 837-nucleotide messenger RNA. The record is from the annotation of a GenBank genome assembly. Lineage: Eukaryota; Dinophyceae; Suessiales; Symbiodiniaceae.